Molecule: messenger RNA, 648 nt
Organism: Tinamus guttatus (white-throated tinamou)
Lineage: Eukaryota; Metazoa; Chordata; Aves; Tinamiformes; Tinamidae
Source: RefSeq, a predicted model, not a curated record
AUGAUGAUAUCACCAGGGUGUUACAACCAACACCAUUCAGAGCCCAAAGAGACGUACAAACUGAGGAGCACUUCCAGACAUACUUCAAAAGAAACCUGUCCUCCACCUUAUGCGGGGAUAUACAAAUCCCUCGAGUCCAUCGGCGGCUCCAUUGCAGGCUCGUUCAGCAUCCUAAAUGCAAUGGUGGCAAACAUUGUGAAGACUCUUAAUUUCAACCAAAUAUUGUCCUCUAAUGCCUCAUUAGCCAAUUUCUCAGACCCCACAGUUAUGAAAAAUUACAUGGAGGCCUUAACACUUACGGCAUCAACAACAUUUUUGACUGGCAUCAUUCAGUUGCUGUUAGGCUGUUCUUGCCUGGGGUUUGUCACAACCUAUUUGCCAAAGACUCUCAUCGAUGCUUAUCUCACUGCAGCAGCAUUGCAUGUCAUUGUAUCGCAGUUUACCUUCGUCUUGGGCAUCGUGAUUGACUUCCACAAGGGCCCCCUUGCCAUUUUCUAUAAUCUAUUUCAUUACUUCCUGGUUCUCCCAAAGGCAAAUGCUACCAGUAUAUUGCUGUUCAUGGUCUGUGUGGUCUUGCUACGAGUCAGUAAAUAUAUCAAGAUAACAUAUAAGCACAGUCCUGUUGCGUUUCCUAUGGAGCUUCUCUUG